Messenger RNA from Eptesicus fuscus (big brown bat), 748 nucleotides. RefSeq names its product T-cell surface glycoprotein CD3 delta chain. The record is from RefSeq and is a predicted model, not a curated record. Gene Ontology annotation, molecular function: transmembrane signaling receptor activity. The transcript has 5 exons. NCBI's taxonomy places the organism in Eukaryota, Metazoa, Chordata, Mammalia, Chiroptera, Vespertilionidae. Bases 158 to 673 code for a protein of 171 amino acids. Gene Ontology annotation, biological process: positive thymic T cell selection; cell surface receptor signaling pathway. Gene Ontology annotation, cellular component: membrane; external side of plasma membrane; alpha-beta T cell receptor complex.
GGCAGAGAGCAGAGAAACAGGCCUUCUGGUGCCUCCCCACCCUCCCCUCUGUCUGGUCUGCGAGUCAGCUGGGGAGGCCGCUCUCCCCGCGGCCGGCAGCCCUGUGACCCUGUGACCCUGUGACCGGCUCUAGCUCCUGCGUGGAUUCUGUUGGAAGAUGGAGCGCAGCAGGUUUCUGGCUGGCCUGACGCUGGCCACCCUUCUCUCCCACGUGAGCCCCCUCCUGGAAUUCGUGGAGGAACUUGAGGACAAAGUGUUUUUGAAUUGCACCGGCAACAUCACGUGGCUAGAGGGAACGAGGGGGAACCUGUUACCACCGGACAAUCAGACUGUGGACUUGGGAAGACGCGUCCUGGACCCUCGGGGAGCGUACACGUGCAUUCGGCUGCAGGAAACAGGCGUCUCAUACACCCUGCAAGUAUAUUAUCGAAUGUGUCAGAACUGCGUGGAGCUGGACUCCGCCACCCUGGCCGGCAUCAUUGUCACCGAUGUCCUCGCCACCCUGCUCCUUGCUUUGGGAGUCUACUGCUUUGCUGGACACGAGACUGGAAGGCUCUCCAGGGCUGCUGACACUCAAGCUCUACUGAGGAACGACCAGCUCUACCAGCCCCUCAGAGACCGGAACAAUGCUCAGUACAGCCACCUUGGUGAGAGCUGGCCUCGGAGCAGGUGAACCUGAGACUGAUGGAGCACCGGCUGCCGAUCGUCCCUUUUCCUCCUGCUCAGCCAAUAAAGAUGUCUUCUUGCA